AGCAAAUGCUUACAAACAAAACAAAGACGGUCAAUAUGGAAAGUCUACCUAAAAUUAGCAUGUUAGCAUUUAUCCUUGUGAGUAUGUUAGCAUGCUAUAGCACUUAGCAAGUAGUCUACAGCCUGAUAGACACAACUUGAGGUUGUUUUAAACGUCAAUUUCGGACAAAAAAAACAGGCUUGGUGUGCAAAGGCCUUUAGUCUUGUGGGAAAUAAUAGCCUGCUAGACAAAGGAGAAGGGUAAAUAAGUUACCUUUCUGACAGUCAACCUCAGUACUCUUUACUGUAUUGAAUAAAACUUUGGGAAAUUUUGGAAAUAAUAAUUGAAAAAUAGUUUUUUCAGCCUUGCCACUAUACUAAUAUUUAUUUUCAACAGAUAAAAUACAUCGGGAACUGCAGCCUAUGUGAGAGUCUUACAGCAAUAUGUGAAGAUUUAUUUUUAUAGAGCAUCACUCUUUAUCAAACAAUGGCCCUUGUAAAAUAGAGAUUAAAAAAAGCUCAAUAUCCCCCAUCUUUUAAAUUUCAUCGGAAAAAACCCACAAAUACUGACUCACCUCCCAGAUAUGACAGCACACGUAUCGCUGCCUGUCAUGAUGACACAGUAGCACAUUAAGGCAUCUUCCCUACUCUGCUUAACAGGAUGAGCUGCGUGUGUUUGAUCUUGACACCUAAGUACAGGCUGGCAGCACGCAUGAACGGCGUCUUUCCCCUCUGAGCAAACGCUCGGCUUGUUGAUUCGGGGCCCGUGUGUCUAAUGGGUUGAGAGUAACAGGUGGACCUGGCGGAGUGGCGAAAUGGGCCCACCUGAGCAGACCCGUCCUCCUUCCUCCUGUUACAGUAUAUAAGAGCACAAAGUAAGAGAGGAGAGCUAGAGACACACACACCAGGAACAAGCGGAGGAACUACCAGCACCGUUCUUUGGAAAGAGAGACGAAAAGGUGAGCCGGGUUUUGUUUGCAAUGGUGAAACCACUUUAGCUUUGGGAUCCAAUAUGCAAACUCUUUCUUUAUGUGUGUGUGUGUGUGUGUGCUGUUCUGUGGUGUAGGUCAUAACCAUGAAAAGCAUCCACUCCCUGGCUGGUAUCCUUCUGGUCCUCGGCUUUGUCCAGAGCAGCUGGCAGGUUCCUCUGCAGGAAGCUGAUGACAGCUCACGCUUCGAGGCAGACGAGACGUUAGCGGAGGAGGCGAGGGAGCUGUCGAACACCAAGAGACAUUCGGAGGGGACCUUCUCAAACGACUACAGCAAAUACCUGGAGGACAGGAAGGCGCAGGACUUCGUUCGGUGGCUGAUGAACAACAAGAGGAGCGGUGCUGAAGAAAAGCGCCACGCGGAUGGGACCUUCACCAGCGACGUGAGCUCGUACCUCAAUGACCAGGCCAUCAAAGAUUUUGUCGCCAAACUCAAGUCCGGAAAAGUCAGAAGAGAAUCUGAAACGGACAGGCGGGGCGAAGCGUUCAGCAGGAGGCAUGUAGAUGGGAGCUUCACCAGUGAUGUGAACAAAGUGCUGGACUCCAUGGCUGCCAAGGAAUAUUUACUCUGGGUCAUGACCUCCAAGCCGUCAGGGGAGAGUAAGAAAAGACAAGCGGACCAAUGAGACGCUCCUCAAGGACUCCCCUCUGUGCGCUCCGCACAAAGCCAUAAACAGGAGGAAUAGAAAGCCAUACCGCUUUGCAUGUUGUGACGUCAACACUAUAUUUAAAUUUGUAAGUCUUCUUUUUUUUAACUCACCGUUCGUGACGCAAAGAUACAAAAAAAAAAAAACGACGACUCUUCCACGGUGCACCAGAGAGAAGACAAGGAAUCAAGGGCACAUUUUUUUCUACAAAUUUAAAUUAUUUUCUAUAUUUAUAUAAGAACACAAAAAGUGAAAUCUCAGGUAGGCCUAUAGAAAAAACGUGUAGCGUAGUUCAUUGAUUAUUCAUCCGCUCUGCAAAAUAAAGUUUUUCAUUGUGCGUUUGUGGGAUUAUUUUUAGAUGGAUAUUAUAAUCACUUUUCAAUAAUUGUGGCUCCCAGAUAUUGGUUCCUACUGAAGAUUUUUUUAAACAGCUCACAGGUACUGUAUAUCAGUUCAUUUAAGUAUGUUUUCAACAUUUUUUUAUGUCUUAAGACAAUAGAAAGACACCACAGUGACCUUUGACUACAAAGUCCGAGUGGACAUUUGUGACAGAUUGGAAGAGGUUUCCCCCUGGGUGUUAUGUAAAACCUAGUCUGUUCUAGUCUUCCACAUCUCGUGGCCACACAACACAAUUCAAAACAGGCCUUCAGGAAGUGCAAACUUCACAGACUCCUCCCACUAUUUCUGGGAAAAAAGGAUAGUGGUCUCUCUCUGGGAGCAUCGAUGGCAGCAUCAUGGGUCAGAGAUACAGUCGUGACCUUCUGCCAUAAGGCUGGAUGAGCUUCAGCAACCCCUCAUCUCCAGUGGAGCCAAAGACGUGGAGCUCCUCCUGAGGUCAGAGGUCGAAACAAGGAAGCAUUGAAUAGAUUAACUCAGGGGCAAAACAGGAUGGUGCAAUGUUAUGUACAUAUAUAUAUAUAUAUAUAUAAAUAUAUAGCAGUACAGUGAGAAUAUGUCUCACUAGCUGACCUCUGACCUCCCUGUGUACAAGUAAAAGGAUCAAUAAAGUACCACAUCAUCUUAGCAGGGCUUGUUUAAGAUCUUUAUUUAUGCUCUCACUCACCCACACUCUCGUUCUCAUGAAACAAAUCAGAAAGCAUACAGCUAUCACUACCAAAUUUAAGGCAGAAUUUUGCACAGAAGUGGUCAAAACAUUUGAUAUUGAUAUAAUUCUGACCCCACUUAUUAGUUUCUCUACUCAACUAAGAACCAUCACUUAGACAACGGGAAAAAGAACAUCUACGACAAAAGCCUGCCUUCAACACUGACUUCAUGUUAGUAAUAUAUUAGUAACAUUUUACAUGAAUAAAAUAUACUAUGUAUUGUACAUUGUUAAGACUCUUUACCGUUUAUUACAUGUUGCCCUUCCCAGAAAAAAGGUAGCCUAUUAUUGCAUCUUUAGAAGUAACCAUUGGUCCUGCUGCAGCGAGACAGUCAAGUCUGUUCCCCCGUCAUGCAGGUCUUUUUAAAACAAUUAGCUUCAGAUGCUAACACAAUGAGGGUCAUUUGGAUAGGAGAUCACAUGUCCAUGGAUGACACUUACUGACGCGAUGACAGAUUGAUGCAGGUGGAAAACAUA
This is a messenger RNA of Anarrhichthys ocellatus (wolf-eel), 3193 nucleotides long. Its product is annotated as glucagon-like. Gene Ontology annotation, biological process: response to starvation. The transcript has 5 exons. The coding region runs from base 1054 to 1593 and encodes 179 amino acids. Gene Ontology annotation, cellular component: extracellular region. The record is from RefSeq and is a predicted model, not a curated record. Gene Ontology annotation, molecular function: glucagon receptor binding; hormone activity. NCBI's taxonomy places the organism in Eukaryota, Metazoa, Chordata, Actinopteri, Perciformes, Anarhichadidae.